CUCCGCAUUGCAAGGCUCCGGGAAGUGAUGCUCCCAGCCUGGGGAGGCACGGGGCAGAGCGCCCAGGACCGAGGCGCCCCAGCCAGGGCGCGUGCGGCCGCUGGGAGCGCUCCGGCUGCAGCAGCUCCGGGGGAAGGCCGCUGGGCUGCCGCUGCCUCCGCCCAGGCCCGGCUCUCGCUGCCUCCGCCCAGGCCCGGCUCUCGCUGCCUCCGCCCAGGCCCGGCUCUCGCUGCCUCCGCCCAGGCCCGGCUCUCGCUGCCUCCGCCCAGGCCCGGCUCUCGCCGCCGGAAGUGACUUUUCUGACUAUUCCCAGGCCCGCCUGGGGCUGCUGCGGCCGGGGGGAGCCGAGGAGAGCCAGACCUAGAGCUCCAUUGGCUAGAUGUGUUCCUGAUCAGUCAGAGACCAGUGGAGGGGAACACCAUGGCCAACCAAAGAUCCUUUCUUUUGAGAAUGGCUCUCUUCUCCAAAGUGAGAGCACUUUCCUGGGAUGUCAGCAAGCCAAAAGGUUGUCCCUGGGCAUUUUUAAGCACAGCAUGUGAGGGAAGCAUCACAGAUAUGGUAACUGAGGAGAAGCAAAGAGAGAGAACAAACUUGAAGGAGUCCAGCCAAAAUCAUGACUUUUGGCGGGAAAGGUUAGCAGAUCAGAUGUUACCUUUGUGGAGACUGAAUUAUGAGGAACAACUGAAGGUGAAGUUAGAAAGUCUGAAGAAAAAUCUGGAGACUCUGGAAAUUCGCUUACGCAAGAGUGGUACUGGUGACCCAAAGCUUGCAGCAAAAUCUGAGAAGCUGUCUUCCCUUCUCCAUCCUUUUAUGCCUUCUCCUGUCGUUGAUGGUUAUAGAAAUAAAUCUUCCUUCUCUAUAAACCAAGGCCCAGAUGGCAAUCCAAAGACUGUGGGGUACUACCUGAAGUCUUGGGGAGGAUCGAAUAUUUUCUGCAUACAACCUAGCCAUCUGAAAGAUAUCCCUGAAAAGCACAACCAGGUAGCUCAGUGCUUUGAGGCAUUUCUGCGGCAAUCCACACUGGGUUCCCCCAUUGAUUCUUGGAAAGGUGGACUCUGGCAUGAGCUCAUAGUGCGCACCAACUUCCUUGGGCACACGAUGGCCAUUAUCAUCUUCAAUCCUCAGGAAUUAAGUCAGGAGAAGCUCUGUGUUCAGACAGAAGAAAUAAAGAAAUUUUUCUUGACGGGGCCUGGAGCUCUAUGUGACUUAACCUCGCUUUAUGUGAAAGAAAGGACUCCUCGCCACCAACAACUAACCCCCUUUCAGCUUCUUGCUGGAGAGCCUUACCUCUUUGAAGAAAUCCUGGGCUUGAAGGUUCGAAUCUCUCCUGGAGCCUUUUUUCAGCUUAACACAUCUGCAGCAGAAGUUCUUUAUCAGACAGUGGGAGAAGUGGGUCAAGUAGACCCCAAUACUGUCAUCCUUGAUUUUAGCCAUGGAACCGGUGCAACUGGCCUCUCCCUGGCUCAACAGGCAUCACAAAUCUUCAGUAUGAGCCUGGUAGGGCAGGCGCUGGAGGAUGCUAAAUGGACUGCAGCUUUUAAUGGCAUCACCAACUGGGAAUCCCACCGUGGCAAUGUGAAGGAGAUUAUGUUACAGCUGUCAGAGUCUCAGGAGGAUAGCCGGUCACUCAUGGCUUUGGUGGACCCAUCCCAGUGUGGACUGAGUAAUAGAGUGGUUCAGGACAUUCGAAACUGCAAAGCCAUCCAGAGAUUGGUUUUUGUCUCCUGCAGGCCUUAUGGUAAAUCCAUUGAAAACAUCAUUGAGUUGUGCCGGCCCCCAAACCCUGAUGGGAACCUCCUUGGUGAGCCUUUUGUUCUGAGACAAGCUGUACCAGUGGACAUGUUCCCCCAUUCCCACCAAUGUGAGUUGGUGAUGCUCUUUACCCGGUGAUUAGCUCUAGAAGACCACAGACUGUCUUUUAAGGACUGAAUAUCAGGAUAUAGUAGACAAGGGUAUUAGCUUUUUUGUCUGAGCUGAGCCUGACAAUAUCUUGAGAAUACAGUUGUUGGUUCCUUCUCUAAGAAGAAAAGAUAUAAAAGGUUUCCUAACUGAGGUAGACCUUUUCUUUAUCUUGCCUCUGGUGCACUGACGAUGGCAUAAUUAUUUUUGUAUCGCUCCUCUAUCCUUACCUUGUGUCUAGCACAGUGGUUUUGUACAUAGUAGACCCCUAAUAAAUGGUUAAGUCAAUAAAUUGUAUCUUGACUGCU
Sarcophilus harrisii (Tasmanian devil) is the source of this 2207-nucleotide messenger RNA. RefSeq names its product tRNA (uracil(54)-C(5))-methyltransferase homolog. Gene Ontology annotation, biological process: RNA processing. Bases 421 to 1890 code for a protein of 489 amino acids. The transcript is spliced from 13 exons. The record is from RefSeq and is a predicted model, not a curated record. NCBI's taxonomy places the organism in Eukaryota, Metazoa, Chordata, Mammalia, Dasyuromorphia, Dasyuridae. Gene Ontology annotation, molecular function: tRNA (uracil(54)-C5)-methyltransferase activity, S-adenosyl methionine-dependent.